Molecule: messenger RNA, 2221 nt
Organism: Pungitius pungitius (ninespine stickleback)
Lineage: Eukaryota; Metazoa; Chordata; Actinopteri; Perciformes; Gasterosteidae
Exons: 14
Coding region: 956-2110 (384 amino acids)
Molecular function (GO): signaling receptor activity
Source: RefSeq, a predicted model, not a curated record
ACCGCAUGCUACGGAAGAGAGGCGGAGUACAAGUACAAUUUUAAGUGGUUACAUUUUGAGAGGUGGAAACAACCCCAAAAAUAUAUGAUGUAGGGUUUUAAUGUUAUUCGUUUCCCAGAGUUCAAAGUUAACCGGGAGAAUAAAAUGUGUUUUUUCAUAUGAUCCAACAAAACAUUGCUUUAGGUUUUUAUGGUUUGCUGAACAUAGUUAAAAUAGUUUUUUGUAAGGUUAUUGAAAAAAUACCACCAUCUGCUACGAUCAAACACUGGAUGUCGAUCAACAAUAUUUACUUUAGUUUCUUUUACCAACCAACAGCAACAACCCAUCAUUUAAAUAUAUGUUAAUGAAACACAAUGGGUCAUGUGGAAAAUGCAGCUUUUCCACAUGGUUCUUGAACGCUGUCACCACAGAAGACCGAAAAAGAAACUACAAUAAAAAACAGACACUCGGCAUUCGUGUCAUUUGUGGAACCUGGCGUUCUCCAGCAAACAGUCACACAGUGGAGGGUUCUGAUCACACGACACACUGGUUUUCUAAUUAGUUCGCUCUAACCCUUCUGCCUGGAGUGCAAUGAGGGUGGUUUACCUUGAUGCCAUCGUACAUGAAGCCACACCCAUAACGACUACAGCAGCUACACAAAUAUGUGUUAUUAUAUUUCAUUAACCCAAGGCAAACUAAUGAAUGAACCUUUGAAUUCCUUCUAAAGGCCCGAUCUUUUCCUCAAACCUCUGAGCUCCAACAGGAGGAAAGAGAUCGUUCCUCGGGGACUAUUUACCUCUGUGGAUGAACACACACUCCGUGCCGUGUUGCCCUGCGCGGGGUGAAGAUAGAAGAAGCAGUCAAACUUGAUCCUGCAUUCAAGAGGAGGGGGGUUAAUAGCUUCUCACCCCGCCUUCACACAUCGACUCAUCGCUCCUCUGACACCACGCGUCUCCUCCGCUGAUCUCAGGAGAAGAUGCAGUGUGCGCUAGCUCGUCUCCUAUUGGCCGUCCUCUUGGCGGAGACCUCGUUGUCCCUCUCGGCUUCAGCGGGGAGGACGCCGGCCUCUUCAUGCCCAGCCGGGUGGCUCCCCUUCGGGCCCAGGUGCCUCGCUUUCUACCCCGUGUGGAGCUCCUGGACCGACGCCGAAGCUGUGUGCGCUCAGAAAGGAGGUCACCUGGCUUCUCUCUACACACCAGAGGAGAUGCAGUUUGUCCGUCAGCUGGCAAACACUGACCUCACGGUGUGGCUGGGUGGACGCCGCGCACAGCGGAAUGGCUCCUGGUUUUGGAGCGACGACUCAGAGUUCAAGAUCCGUGGCUGGACCAAUCAGAGGCUGGGCGAGGGCGGGGCUUGCUUAACAAUUAAAACAAAAAGUGGAGAGCUGGAGAGCGCCCCCUGUGGUGAGCUCAGGUUCUACAUCUGCUCCAGUGGAGCCAGGUACGCUCACAGCAAGUCUAUCGUCGCCCCCGGCAACAGGAAAUCAUUGCAGCCAGGCAUCGUGCCCACGCAGAGUCUCUUCCAGGUGUUGUGGAGUUCCAGCGACUCGUUGGUGGAGGUGAUCCUCCGCUCCUCCACCUUCCUCGAGGAGCUGCGGUCCGGCCGGCUUACACAGAGCUGCUACGAUCGCUUCGUCCAGCAGGAGGCGCUCUACCUGCAGCGAGUCAGCGGCAUGCUGGAGGUUCUGAUUGGUCGUUUCCCGGAAGGGGACGAGGCGACGUGGCUUCUGCGGGACACCUUCAAACAGUAUCGCAGCGGCAACCAGAGCCGCCUCCCUCUCCCCCCCCCUCCGUGGCUGAGGUCCUCCCUGGCGUCCUUCCACGCCGUGGCCCUGGAGGAGCCCGUCUACUGGCUCGUGGCCCUGUCGGCCCGGGCCGGCCUCCGUCACCUCGUGGCCGGCGAGCUGCUCUCCUCCGGCGGGGCGGAGGCCGGCGGCCGCCUCCUCCAGGAGUGGAUCGGCGACGCGAAGGCGGACAUCGCCUGGACACGCAGGUACAGGAAGCUGGUAGAAGAGCGACAGAAUCACAUGGAGGUGUUCCAAGCCAUCAACAUCUUCAGAGAUCACAUGAUCAACCAGAAGAGCCUCCACAAGGCCGUAGCCUGUGAUGAAGAGGAGGAGCGGAGCAGAUGAAGAAGAUUAAAGCACUGGACCGAAGGAAUGAUCAUCUAGUGCACAGAAUUCACGAAAUAGUGAAUUCAAGAGCUGAUUACAAAUAAAGUGUGUGUUGAAAACGUGCUGUUG